Molecule: messenger RNA, 327 nt
Organism: Puccinia triticina
Lineage: Eukaryota; Fungi; Basidiomycota; Pucciniomycetes; Pucciniales; Pucciniaceae
Exons: 2
Coding region: 1-327 (108 amino acids)
Source: RefSeq, a predicted model, not a curated record
AUGACGAAAGACGAGGCGACCGGCCGGACGGGUUGCUUGCCGGUAGCCGAGAACCACGGCCGUGGUGUCGAUGACGACGAGCACGGCGUUGUGGAGGGCCCGUGCACGAAGAUCCAUCGACUCGAUCAGUUCUUCUGUCAACCCGAUACCCUUCGAGGCUCCCGCAUCAGCCCGAAAUGGACUUGUGCUGCUAUUCAUAGAUUCUUCAAACUAUGCCCGAGUCUGAGAGACCCUGAACACCCCAGUAGGCUGAUUUCCGUAGAGAUCCAAGCGCCUCCAAUAGAAAUUCAAAAACCGGAAAAGGCGUUCGACUACUUGCGGGUGUGA